This is a messenger RNA of Rotaria socialis, 4698 nucleotides long. Lineage: Eukaryota; Metazoa; Rotifera; Eurotatoria; Philodinida; Philodinidae. The record is from the annotation of a GenBank genome assembly.
AUGAUUUUACAGUUUUCUAUACUGAUUUCCUGUCAACAGGCAUUAAUUCAUUGUCAAUUAAAUCUCUACAAUACUGAUCGAACAAUGGAUGAUACUUCUUUGCAAUACGAUUGUCUAUUCUAUCGAGUACGGUAUGAAAAACUAACAUUUCAAGAGCUAUCAAAUAUAAUUGAUAACACGAUUCCAUAUUGUUUUCGUCCUGACAAUAAAACAGGAAUGUUCAUCUCAGAUUUAAAAAGUUUCAGUGAUCACAUUUUUACUUUUGAUGAAUUACGUCGUCAUAAUAUUACGACACAACAACUACUUUCGUGGUCUGCUCCAAUAGAUCUUGUUGAACAGUAUCAAUUCUAUUUAGAUGAAUCGAAUUCUUCUCUAUCUUUAUUAUCGAAUGAACUAUUCUAUAAUUGUACAAAACCAUGGUUUGGUCUUCGAUGUCAAUAUUCAUUUGAAUUUAGUGAAGAACUAUCCAUUUCUAAUAUAGUUGAAGCUGAAUUUUUUAGAAAAGCAUCUUAUUCCGAAUCAUCUGAAAUUUUAAUCACAUUACCUUGUUAUGUUCAUCUUAAAUGUGAUCGUGGUGGACCUCUAUGUCUCGAUUGGCGUGAAGUAUGCGAUGGACGUGUUGAUUGUCUUGACGGUGGUCUCGAUGAAGCAUUCUGUUUCGACAUGGAAAUUAAUGAAUGCAGUGAAACUGAAUAUCGGUGUCAUAAUGGAUUAUGCAUACCAGAAGAGUUUUGGAACGAUGGUAUAGGUGAUGCUGAUUGUCUUGAUCGAUCCGACGAGAUAGCCGAUGUCGCAUAUCCAAGAUCUUGUUUUCAAGAUCCAACAUUUCGUUGUGAAGAACAUGCUUGUCGAACGAAUUGGCAUCAAUUUCCAUGUGGUGAUGGACAAUGUGUUCAAAAAUUCGAUAAAUGUCAUAAUGGACGUCAUGCUCUACUAAUUAAAUCGAUGACUUUGCAAGGUGACUUGCCAAACAAUUGUUGGAUUAUGAUGAUUUGUCUUACCAUGUUGAAUAAUGAAGUCAAUGGAAUAUCAUGUGAGUCAUGGCUAAUGAACGAUUCAGUUAUUAAAUUUCUUCAAACGUGUGAAAUCAUUUUUCAAUUUCCAAUAAUACCUGUUCAUUUUGGUCAUCUUCGUUUUUUAUAUGAACGACCUGAUCUAAAAUUCAAUCAAAGUUCAUUCCUAAUGCCCGAUUAUAUUUGUUAUGAUCAACUGCAUUGUGAUUGUAUAAUACCAACAUUUUUUCACAGAAAUCUUACAUGUCUACAUAGUUAUCGAUUACAAUUGCAAGCAAGUAUAUCUGGACAUCCUUGGAUUGAUAUGAUUUUAGAAAUUAAUUCUUAUUUUUCAUCUUGUUUAAUCUUGCACACAUUUUCUGAUAAGAAAGCUAUCUAUCACAAUUAUUCAUUACUUCAUCACUGUCAAAAUUCUGCUAAAUACAUUUCGAAGCAUCGUAUUGCUGAUGAAAACAAAGAUUGUUGUAUGGGUGACGAUGAAGACAAUCGACUCAGUUGCUUAAUCAAUGAUAAAUAUAGAGUUAAAUGUCCUAAUCAAAGUAUUUGUUUAUCACCAUUACAUUCGAUUCACGAUUGUCCAGAAUCUCAAAAUCAAUAUCAUAACAAUGUUCCUUUUCAUAUAUUUUGUGACGGCUUUGAAGAACAUUUCUUUGAAGAUUUUAAUGGUCAAAGUUAUACAGAUGAAUCUGAAUGUAACUAUUGGCCAUGUAAUAAUAUUUAUUCAAGAUGUGAUGGUUUCUGGGCAUGUCCAAAUGGAGAUGAUGAAGACAAUUGUCAUCCUAAAGUAUGUCCUUCUGAAAUGCAUCCAUGUAUAUCACCAACUAACUAUUCGUUGACUUGUCUAUCUGCCAAGCAAGUCGGUGAUGGUAUUGAUGAUUGUCUUGGAGCAUCUGAUGAGAUUCACUUUUGUCGACAAUUGUAUCCUUUAAAGAAAGAUUAUGAACGUUUUCGUUGUAUAAAUAGCGAUCUAUGUUUACCGGCAUCAGAACUUUGCAAUAAUAUACAAUCAUGUCCACUUGGUGAUGAUGAAAAAUUUUGUAAAAAUCAUCGAUUUAUCUGUGAAGAAGAUUCAUCUAGUAAUCAAAGUUUAAUUGAAGAUAUUCUUUGUCAAGUAAGUGAAUAUAAGAGAAGAAGAAUCAUACAUUUCUCUAUUCGUACUGCACUUGUCUAUCCUCCGUCAUUAUCUGCAAUUAAAGAUUCGACUUUUAUGCCAACAGAACAAUUUAAUAAUAAUAAUAAUAAUAAUAACAAUAAUAACAAUAAUUUUAAAACGAUCGAAUCACGAACGAGGAAUUAUUCAUUGUCACGGGAUUGCCAUCGAGGACUUACCACUCGUAUUUGGUUUGCCAACGAUCUAUUUACAUAUGGAUGUAUGUGUCCACCGAGUUAUUACGGUAAUUUCUGUCAAUAUCAAAAUGAAAGAGUGAGUCUUACAUUAGGAUUGAUUAGAGCUGAAAAACAUGAUGUUUAUGCUAUUGUUGUUAUGUUAAUCGAUGACAAUGAUGAACGUCAAAAAGUUGAUUCAUAUGAUCAGUUUGAUUAUGCACCAAGUCGAAGUUGUGGAAUUAAAUUAAAUCGUUAUCUUCUAUAUUCGACAAGACCAAAAACUAUCUCGAAGAAUUACAGUAUACAUAUUCAUACAUUUGAAAAGCAUACUAUGACUUAUCGUGGAAGUUGGCAUUUAUCUGUACCUUUCCUAUUUUUGCCUGUUAAUAGAUUAGUUACACUGCUUAUCAUUCCCUCUUAUCCCAUUUCGAUUCUAUCCGACUGUUCAAUCACAUGCGAACACGGUGAAUGUAUGAAAUAUUUAAAUAAAGAUAUAUACUUUUGUCGAUGUUUUUCUGGUUGGUCAGGCGUUCGAUGUAAUAUAUCGAUGAAUUGUAAAAGUUGUUCUGUUGGUUCAAUCUGUGUUGGUAUAGUCAAAAAUCGACCAAUAUGUGUUUGUCCUAUGACUAAAUUUGGACCACGAUGUCUUCUUACCUCGUUAUGCACAAUAAAUGCUUGUGAAAAUAAUGGUAAAUGUAUUCCAACUGAUCUAAGUGUAUCUGGCAAUGAUUAUUCUUGUAUUUGUCCUGAUCAAUAUUUCGGAUCUAAAUGUCAAUAUAUUAAAGUUAAACUCGAUUUAUCUUUUGAGGAUCUAGAUAUUCCAUCUUAUGUAACAGCUUUUUUCUUUACUAUUACAGAACAAUCAGAACCUACGUUUUCUAUUAUGCUUCAAAAGUUAACUCUUUUCCAACGUAUUAUAACAUUUCGUAUUUCAGUUGCAUAUCACAUGGCGGUAAUUAAAUCUAAUGAUAAAUUCUAUCUUGCCGUAGUUCAACAAUCUCCAAAGUCUGAUAUUUUUACGUCAAUUAAUCCUAGACGAGAAUGUUUUUCCAUAGAACAUAUAUUUAAUUCUACUAUUAUGAAAAUGCCUCGAUUUCAUCGAAUUAAAUUUUAUCAUAUUUCGUGUCAAACUAAUUUUGAUUUGAAUUGUUUUAUCGACGAAACGUAUUUAUGUUUAUGUACCCAUGAUCAUCAUGCAAAUUGUGUUAAAUUUGAUCGUCAUAAAAAUCUUGAAUGUCCAUCAACAAACUAUUGUACAAAUGGUGCACAAUGUCUUCAAGAUCAUCCUAAUUGUCCAUCGACAGUUAUUUGUGUUUGCAACGAAUGUUUCUUUGGUAGUCAAUGUCAAUUUUAUUCGAAAGGUUUCGGUUUAACAUUAGAUGAAAUUUUAGGUUAUGAAAUAAAACGUAAUAUAUUUCUAUUUGAUCAACCGUUCUCAGUAAAGUUAAGUGCUUUAAUUACAAUGAUUAUGUUUACAAUAGGUAUUAUAAAUGGUAUUUUUUCAAUUAUAACAUUUAAAAAUAAAACAUCUCAAGCAGUUGGCUGUGGAAUGUACCUUCUUGCUUCAUCGAUAACUUCAUUGAUGAUUGUAAUUUUGUUUACAUUAAAAUUUUGGUUUCUUAUUUUUUCUUAUAUUGAUUUUUUUGCACAACGAUUAAUUCUUUAUUCAAAUUGUAUGUUAAUUGAACCUUUAUUAAAAAUUCUUUUAUACAUAGACAAUUGGUUAAAUGGUUGUGUUGCUGCUGAAAGAGCUUUUGCCGUUUUUAAAGGAGUUUAUUUUGAUAAGAAAACUAGUAGAAAACUAGCUAAAUGGGUAAUUAUUUUUAUGAUAAUUAUUAAUGUUAUACUUCUUAUUCCUCAACUAUCAUAUCUUCAUUUAUUCGAUGAUGAAAAAGAAGAACGUACGUGGUGUGUAAUUCUUUAUUCAUCGUCUCUACAUAUUUAUAAUUCAUUUAUAAUAUUUUUUCAUUUUUUUACACCAUUUUUUAUUAAUCUAUUCUCAGCUAUUUUCAUCAUAAUAGCAACUGGUCGUCAAAGAGGAAUUACACAAACUGAAAAUCUUUAUAUGAAACAAUUUAAAAAUAAAUUAAAACAACAUAAACAUCUUCUUAUUAGUCCUGUAAUACUUAUUUUAUUAUCAUUACCUCGUUUAAUAAUAUCAUUUACAUUGGAUUGUAAAAAAUCAUCGAAACAUUUUUGGUUAUAUCUGAUUGGUUAUUUUGUUUCAUUUAUGCCCUCAAUUCUUAUAUUCGUUGUGUUUGUUUUACCAUCAACCAUUUUUAAAAAAAGUUUUAAAGAAGCAAUACUUCAUGGUCGGCGGCGUAUUCCUCUAUUAAAAAUGAACUUUUAUUCAAAAUAA